AUGAACCAGGAUACGAGCAUGAACAAGGAUACGAGCAUGAACGAGGAUACGAGCGUGAACGAGGAUACGAGCGUGAACGAGGAUAAGAAAUCAGGCAUGGCAGAAUUAUACGUGCUACCAGGCUCUUCAAAUCCCGACAUUGAAGAAAAGCUCCUCAAGGCGAGGCAGUCGCGGAGGGAGCGCUUGAAGGCGCGUAUGGAGGAGGUUGCCAGAAGUUCUCGACCAGCAGGCCUGGCGAUCGAAGUCAACGAGGACGAGACUGAUCAAGCACAGGCUCUCGAACUGGUAUCUCCCGCUAGGCCAGCACAGGCCCUUGAUCUGGUAUCUCCUGCUAGACCAGCACAGGCUGAAUGGGCUGUGACAGAAGUUAGUCCAGCCAUUCGAUCUCAUACACAUCCUGAACUGAGCAAUGCUGGGGAAGUGCAGGCGAACAGGUCUCCUGCUGUUCACAAGGUUAACACAGACGCGCUCGCGAGAGAGAUAGCUAGCUUCCGGAAGAGCGCUGAACAGACCCGAUCCCAACAGAGGCAAAGCUCAAGGCGGGAGAAGCAAGGAGAGGACGAUGAAGCGCAGGAUGAAAUUCACUCUUCUGACGACCCUGCUGCAAGGAAAAUGAAAGACGAGGAGGAAAAUGAUAUUUCUAUCAAGGAUCCAGGACAAGCUCCCCAUGUAGAUGGUGCAGGAGGGGAUGAUCGAAAGGAUUCAGACAUCAAUCAGAGUGUCCUGGGAGUGAACCUUGACUGGUUGAAGAGUCUGCACAGAAGGCUGGCACCUAGUGUUGUGUUACUGCGUCAAGCCAAGAUCAAAGUGAUCGACGGUGAUGUGAGCACCUGGAAGGUGAUUGCUGAAGUCGGGGAGCUGCUGAACAACAUCAACAACUACGUUCAAGGAGCUGCUGAGUCCGUGCAGGACAAGCUGACUUUGUGGCAGUCCUGCGCCUCGAAAGACAACUUGGUCCAAAGUUCGUCGGGGGAGAGAGGAAGCAGAGUUGAACAACUGAAGCAGCAAAUGUCCCUCCUGCAGCAGAAGUGCGAUGAGCUGACCAACGCUAAGUCAGAACUAGAAUUGAAGCUUGAGCAGACAGAAGGUCGACCUGGGAUGGAUUUCAAGACUGCCUUCUCUGGCAAAACAGACAAGACGAGACGACAGCUAGAGAUGGAUGCGGCAAAGUCUGCCGUCCGUCUAGCGAAGGCGAUCUCGGAGAAGAAGAGGAUCGAAGACGAACACAACGAGUUUGUGCAGAAGAUGGAUGAAAACUACAACAGACUGCAUCAAGUCCUUUUAGAAAGCUUUCAGACAGCAGACGGGAAGAAAGAGCUGAUAGACCGUGCCAUUUCCUCCAGCACUGAACAAGCCAAACAUGGAAAUUUGUCGUGGGAACUGAAGUGGACCAAUCUGUUGAGUGUCAUUCCUAAGCUUCUUGACAACGAAGAUAAAACAAAGGCUGAAAGGAUAAAGAUAGAUCAAGAUCGUGAAGCUGAAAUCUUCAAAUUGAAAGCUGAGGUUGAUGCCCUGCAGAAAGAAUUGAACAAGACAAGGAGAUGCCUGUCAGAGGAGCAAGCCAACGUGCUAAUACACAGGAAACAGCACGAGGAAUGGAAGAAGAAAGCUGAGAAUCCUGAAGCCGAGGCCAAACUCCUCCGCUUACAAGAGGAGCUCAAGAAUGCUGAGGCACUUGUCAAGUCGAAAUCCGAGAAUGAGAUUCGAUUGCAGAACGAGGUAAUCGACUUGACUGGAAGACUUCAAAGUGCGGAAAAACUCGCCAAAAGCCGCGCGAAGUCGAAUGACACCGAGAUGGCGAAACGUGCGCUGGAGUCUGCCAUGGAGGAUCUGGACCGGGCUCACGUAGAGAAUACCUCGUUGAUGAAGGAAUCAAAGAAGUACAAGGCCGAGUCCACGGCGAAUCUCUCGCGGUACUUCGUUGAAGCGAUCUCUGCACAACUCGACUGCGAGAGGAAAGCGAUGGUGCAGCAAGUGAUGCACAUGCAGGCCCAGGUCGACGACGUCAUGGCCAAGAUGGAGCCCGUGAUUUCAGACCUCGAGAGGCUGCGUGACAACAUCCAGAGAGAGCUCGUGAUGGCGACGAGCGACGAGAGGAUGGAGCACGUCUCUGCCCUGAGCUUCGAGGUCGAGACGUUGAGGCAGCAGCACAAGGAGUCGCUGCUGCUGCUGCGCAAGUACGAGAAGACCAUCAAGAUUUUAGCGCAGAGAGCGCAAGUGAGGAAGGAGCAAGGAGGAGGAUCGGAGAGCCUUGCCGACUUGCUUCCUGUCAUGGAAUCCCUGUGUGAAGGAGCUGGUGGACUGAAGGAGCCUUGCUAG
Messenger RNA from Guillardia theta CCMP2712, 2319 nucleotides. RefSeq lists its product as hypothetical. The transcript is spliced from 13 exons. The record is from RefSeq and is a predicted model, not a curated record. Bases 1 to 2319 code for a protein of 772 amino acids. Lineage: Eukaryota; Cryptophyceae; Pyrenomonadales; Geminigeraceae.